UGUAUCCCCUGCAGCUGCAUGUGGCACAUAUUGUACCCCCCCCCCCCCCCCAUACAGCAAUCUGCAUUCCUAUGACUAGGUGCCUUCAUAGCCCAUCUCUGGUCAUCCCCUGUACUGUGUCCGCAGUCUCUGGUCAUCUCCUGUACUAUGUCUGCAGUCUCUGGUCAUCUCCUGUACUAUGUCCGCAGUCUCUGGUCAUCUCCUGUACUGUGUCCGCAGUCUCUGGUCAUCUCCUGUACCAUGUCCGCAGUCUCUGGUCAUCUCCUGUACUAUGUCCGCAGUCUCUGGUCAUCUCCUGUACUGUGUCUGCAGUCUCUGGUCAUCUCCUGUACUGUGUCCGCAGUCUCUGGUCAUCUCCUGUACUAUGUCUGCAGUCUCUGGUCAUCUCCUGUACUAUGUCCGCAGUCUCUGGUCAUCUCCUGUACUGUGUCCGCAGUCUCUGGUCAUCUCCUGUACCAUGUCCGCAGUCUCUGGUCAUCUCCUGUACUAUGUCCGCAGUCUCUGGUCAUCUCCUGUACUAUGUCCGCAGUCUCUGGUCAUCUCCU
Molecule: messenger RNA, 545 nt
Organism: Staurois parvus
Lineage: Eukaryota; Metazoa; Chordata; Amphibia; Anura; Ranidae
Source: the annotation of a GenBank genome assembly